Acipenser ruthenus (sterlet) is the source of this 5243-nucleotide messenger RNA. RefSeq names its product serine/threonine/tyrosine-interacting-like protein 2. Gene Ontology annotation, molecular function: MAP kinase phosphatase activity; protein tyrosine/serine/threonine phosphatase activity. The transcript is spliced from 7 exons. Gene Ontology annotation, biological process: protein dephosphorylation; negative regulation of MAPK cascade. NCBI's taxonomy places the organism in Eukaryota, Metazoa, Chordata, Actinopteri, Acipenseriformes, Acipenseridae. Gene Ontology annotation, cellular component: cytoplasm. The record is from RefSeq and is a predicted model, not a curated record. Bases 212 to 3679 code for a protein of 1155 amino acids.
UACUCAAGCCUUUCAGAGUCACACCCGUCCUGCUAGCAGGGGACAAAGAAAGAAAGAGCCCUUUAUCCAGUAAAGUGAACAGCUCCACUGAGAUUCAGAAAAGGAGUCACUUUUCCUCUACAAACCUGAACGCAUGAAGCACUUUUGAAAGGCAGUAGACCACCUCUGCUCUUAUAGUGAAGACUGUUGGUAAAGAAACAAACUACAUGCUAUGGCAUUACCGCGAGACUCGGACAGGGAGCAGGUGGUCCCGGAGGAAGAGGACACUGCAGAUGUGCGGUCUGUGCAGGCCAGGUACCUCCGCAGCCCCUCUCCGAGCCGGUUUUCAGUUAUGUCUGACACCGAUACAGAGAGCAUCUUUAUGGAGCCAAUCCACCUUUCCUCUGCAGUGGCUGCCAAACAGAUCAUAAAUGAAGAGUUGAAACACAAGGAGGUGAAAGUGGAGGCGAUGCCGGAGCAGAUGAUGGAGUCUGCAGAGCAGCUGCUGGUGGAGGACCUGUACAAUCGAGUGAAGGACAUGAUGGACGACAACAGCAAGUUCAACACCCCGUGCGUCCUGGACAUCCAGAGGGAGCUGACACAGGACAAACUGGAGGCCCCCAAGAACCCUGUCGAUGAGGUGUGGCCCAAUGUUUUCAUAGCUGAAAAGAGUGUUGCUGUGAAUAAAGCCCGUCUAAAGAGGUUAGGAAUAACCCAUAUCCUGAAUGCUGCCCACGGCACUGGCGUUUACACAGGACCUGACUUCUACACUGGCUUGGACAUACAGUACCAAGGCAUUGAGGUUGAUGACUUCCCAGACGUGGACAUAUCCAAGCACUUUCGCCCAGCUGCGGAGUUCUUGGAUGAAACUCUUUUGACAUGCAGAGGCAAAAUCCUUGUGGACUCUAUGAUGGGAGUGAGUCGAUCGGCUGUCCUAGUAGCUGCUUACCUGAUGAUCUUCCAUCACAUGACUAUCAUGGAGGCGCUUAUGACUAUCAGGAAGAAGCGCCCUAUCAACCCGAAUGAGGGCUUCCUGAAGCAGCUCCGGGAGCUGAACGAGACCCUCCUGGAAGAACGGACAGCUGAUGACGACAGCGACACUCUCAGCCAGAGCUCAGUCAUUGAGGCUAAAACCCACUCAAUCAUGGCAGAGGAAGAGGAUUCAGGGAGCGUGAUGGGAGCUAAAGUCCACUCGAUCAUGGUGGAGGAAGAAGACGACAUGAGCACCAUGAGCAGCGUCAUGAGCUCAAUCGCCAAGGCCAGCGUAGCUUCCAAAAGACCCACCCUCAUUGACGAGGAUGAGGAGGAUGAGCUGUAUGCAGAAUGGCGAAAAAAGCAAGGCCUGCCCCCCAGCGAGCCACAAAGGCACGACAAUGAAAGCAAGCUAUCUAAGCUUCCUGAACAAGAAGAGGAGGAGGAUGUGGAGCAGAUGAUAAGGGAAUGGCAGAGCAGAAAUGAAAGAUACCAGUCUGAGGACUGGUGGCAGUCUCAGCUCAUGAGCGAAGAUGAACAGUCCCUCCUUGGAGGAAAGGCGUUUUCCAUCAGCGACCGGGGUGACUUGGAAAGCGUGAACAGCCUUGACAUCCGCACCCUAAAGGAACGUCUGACAGCCAGUGGUAUAGGCCGGGUCCGCAGUGAUUCCAUCUCCACUGAAGACAGCUCAGCAGACUUGUGGACCCAGAGACUGAGGGAGAUCGAGGAUCAAGCUGCAGCACGGUAUGCUAGGGAUGGCCAAAAGGGCAAGGAUUCCUCUGAAAAUGUGAGAAAGGAAAAAGACAUUGAUGAGGAAAGCCUCUUCUCACAAACAAGCUCUUUGUAUAACUUUUGCAAAAAGAACAAAGAUAAGCUCACCCCCCUGGAAAGGUGGAAGAUCAAAAGGAUCGAGUUUGGAUGGAAUAAAAAAGAUGCAGAGUCUGCAGGAGGCAAAAAGACAGACGGCAGUGGAGAACAAGCAGAAGGAGAAGAAAACACACCAGUGGGUGAGGUCAAUCUGUCAGCCUACCAGAAUUGGAAGCUUAAACACCAGAAGAAACUGGGCACUGAAAACAAAGAUGAAAUUGUGGAGCUUGGCAAGGGUGAAGACACUGCUUCAGUCAAGAGGAAGCAAAGACGGGAAGAGAUCUUAGAACGUUCCAGAAAGACCCUGGAGGAGAGCCAGUCCAUGUGUGGAUGGGAGACAGAGAGCUCAUUGAGUGGGAGCAUCCCACUAUCUGCCCUCUGGCCCAACAUGUCAGCCAAGAGUGUAAAUGAUGAUACUGCUUCAAUGUUAAGCAUGCAAAGUAACAGAUCGUCUGUUUCAAGAAGUACUCAAGGUCUGCCCCAAGCACCUAUGAUUCCUUUGCCAAAUAUUCAGGUAGGCAGUGAUGACACCAUUUCCUUAGCAAGCAUUCAGAACUGGAUUGCCAAUGUAGUUACUGAGACCAUAGUACAAAAGCAGAAUGAGUUGUUGAUGCAAGGUAGCAUGCCUCCAUCACGCAGUCCAUCAGUUAUGAGCAUGGGCUCAAGAACAGGCACUGUUGGGAAAAACAUAGAUGAUGAUAAGGCAUCUCUUCUGAGCAUGCAGAGUGGGGUAUCUUAUGCAAGUUCUUUACUUCGUCAGAAGGAUAUGCAAAGCACUGACACCCAGUCGGUCAUAUCAUGUGGCAGCUGGUCUGAAGGUUUUGGCUCCAAACAGAAGAUCACACGUACCAGCAAGCCCCUCUACAGCCUGUUUGCAGAUGAUAUUGACCUAAAGAAACUGGACACAAAGGAAAAAGAAAUGAAAUCUGAGAUGAGAGGAAAAAUGUUUGAGUACAAGAAAGAAAAAAUCGCUGCAGACAACAAGCGCAGUACUUUGUUCAAGAAAAAGAAGGCUAAAGAUGACAGUGAGGACGAGGACGACCUCACUGGAACAUCUGGAAGAUACUCCUAUAAGAACCCUGAUAAAGCUGAUACUGCGUCCAGUAUUUCAGGACGAUAUUCCAGCUUGGGCACAGAUGGCUCAGACAGAAUAAACAGCAUUGACAAAUGGCUCAGCGAUGUGAAAGCUACCUCUUCUAAAUCUUCAAAUUCUACCACAAAUGAAAGCUCUGAUUCUAAGUUCACCAGGUCAUCGUAUCUCAAAGAGGAUACUGCCGGAUCAUCGGACUACAAGUUCUCCAGACGCAGAAUGGAUCCCUCUGAAAAAUCACAAAGCCCAUACAGCAGUCAUGAAGAGGGCUACAGGAGCAAUUCAAGGUUCUCUGCUUCAGCUCACAUGACUGACACAAAGACAUACUCAUCCAGAAGGUUUACUUCUGAUGAUCCAGACAUCUACGGAAAAACAAGUCCGGAACCUUAUGUCUACAGACAGUCAGCAUCCGAAACUGAACCGUCAUGUAACGGCAUGUCUGAGACCCUGAACAGAAGAACACGGCCACUCCACUGCUCUGAUGAAGUUUUAGAAGAUCAAGACCACUCUGAAUUUGGACCGAAAAGAAAAUUCACCCAGAGUUUUUCACGGUCAAAAGAAAAUGAAGAAGAAGUAAAAAGAAGCAGCAGUGAUGAGGAAGAUUUAUCAGUAACCAGAAGGUCUAGGUUAAGACGAAGACCCAAAGAAGAGGAGGAGUUAGAAGGUGAUAAUAAUGAUGAUGAUGAUGAUGAUGAUGAUGAUGCUAUCAUUGCUGCUUGGAAGAGUCGCCAGGAAUCAAGAUCAAGGGUUCAGGGAAGAAAAGAAGUUUAACUAGCUGUCUUUUUGAGGAGAUUAUUCAUGUCUACUUUUUUAUUUUAAAAUACAGCUAAUCCCUAUAAACCCGUACCAUAGUAAUACUGUGGUUUUAAGAUUAUGGUAGCUGAUUUGGUACUGUAUGACAGCACUAAUUGGCACACCAUGAAUGGUGUAUAAAUUAUCACAGUGUGCCUAACAAGUGGUAAUAGUGUUGCUAAAAACAGUAUAAAUUGGCUGUACCACAUAAAUAGUAAAUAAAGUACCUUGACAUGGAACUUUACCAUUUCUAAAAUCAAUGGUACAUGCUAAGGUAUUCUUUACAAGAGAAAUAAUUAAAUAUAGUCUCUGUACAGUUUCGAACACCAUAUUAAAUAAAUUAAUUUAACUUAUGGCGGGAGAUAUGCUUACUAGAAAAUGGCUGCUGCUCUAUAAUCACUGCUAUGUAUUUGAUUAAAUAAAACCUUACCCACCUGUUAAAAGCAAAUUGUGCCAACUGUCUUAUCACACACACUGUAUCUCUUCUUACAUAUUGUUAUAUGUUUUGUUCAGUUUUCAUCACAAACCAAAUGAUCAGAAACCCUACACUUACUGAUUUUUGCCUAGCAACCUGAAAAAUAAAUGUAUAAUGCUGCAUUUUGAUAAUGUGUUAAUAUUCUAAACAAUAUUCUAGUCAACCUUUUUUGUUUGUGUUUGAAUAAGUACCUGUUAAAAACAAAUAAUAGCGCUAUAUCUUGUACUCCCAGAUGAAAAAAAAAAUUCUCACAUUUCUCAAGCUUUCUUAUAUAGAAAAUGUAUUUUUUUAACACAAGUUUCCAUUCCAGUCUAUGAUUUUUUUAUUACUUUUCACUGCUCGAAAUAAGAAAAAACAGUCCGCAAAACUCGAUCUCAUCUUGUUUCAAUAUCAGCCUGGGGCUGCCACCUGUUCCAUCUGCAGUCUACAAUCCAAUCUGCAACCAAAAGUCAAAGAUUGCCUUGAUUUAUCACUUUUUCUAUAAUUGCAACAUAUAAAUUAAUUCACCUGCACCCAAUAUUUUCCUGCUAAUUUAACCCAGUCCUCUGUACUGCCUACAUGUUUAUGUUUUCUGCAGUGCAGGAGUAAAACCUACCUUUUGCGUCCUUUACAUUGGCUGCCAAUUAGAUCACUUCCUCCAUCAGUGUAACUUGGGCAGAUCAUGUUCUGACAGUCCAGAAUUCUAACUAGGGCUGACGGAGAUCCAAUGAUAUUGGUCUACUCCUGAAGAGGACUGAUUUCAAGUCACUAUCAAGUCUGCAGUGGCAGGUGGAAACAUGGUGUUUUACAUCACAAUAAAUGAUCAUACAAUAAAAAAUAUAAUGUGAAUGUCAUAUGCAUCUUGACUAGAACUUCUCAUUUCUGGUGAGAUCUACAGGGACAGUUCACUUAUUGUCCUGCAUAAAAAAAAGAAAAUAUGAAUCUACUGUUGCUAAACUGGGACAAACAAGUUUUAGUAUCUGUUAACACAUCAGUAAAUAAAGAUAUGAAACCACUGUUUAUUUUAUUCUUUUUGAUGUACAGAUGUGAUACAAUUGCUUCUUAUAAUAUGCCCUCCACGGAAUCAAC